Molecule: messenger RNA, 885 nt
Organism: Theobroma cacao (cacao)
Lineage: Eukaryota; Viridiplantae; Streptophyta; Magnoliopsida; Malvales; Malvaceae
Biological process (GO): shoot system development; root development
Source: RefSeq, a predicted model, not a curated record
AUGGCUACCUCUCCUUUGAAUAUCCAACCUUCUUACCACUCUCGAUCUAACAGCUUGCCCUCAAGGCAACACCCCCUUACUUCACAAAUUGAUGAGAACCUGAGCCGAUUGAGGGCAUCAGAAGCAGCUUCUACAUCAGCAUCAAUAGGUCAUAAACUAAAUGGCCUUCAAGAUUUGCAUGAAUGUGUUGAUAUGCUGCUUCAAUUGCCCCUCACUCAACAGGCUCUAGCCCAAGAGCAGCACCUGGCAUGUGUGGAAGACCUGUUGGAUGGAUCUCUUUUGCUCUUGGAUGCAUGUAGCACUGCCAAGGAUGCUUUGUUGCAAUCAAAGGAGUGCAUACAAGAACUUCACUCAAUUUUGCGCAGAAGACGAGGAGCUGAAAUGGGGCUUGCAAAUGAGGUCAGGAAAUACUUAACCUCUAGGAAGGCAGUGAAAAAGGCAAUCUGCAAGGCCUUAAAGAAUCUGAAGCAAAUGGAAACUAAAUUUAACACCUUCUCUUUCAACAAAGAUGGUGAGAAUGCAGCUGUGAUUAGCAUCUUAAGAGAAGUGGAAGCAGUUACUGUCAGAGUGCUACAAUCCUUAUUGUCCUUUAUCUCAGGGUCAGGGGCAGAAUCAAAGUUGAGCCGCUGGUCACUAGUUUCAAAGUUAAUGCACCCAAAAAGAGUAGGAUGUGUGGAAGAAGAAAAACAAACAAAUGAAAUUGCAAAUGCUGAAGCCACAUUGCGCUCCCUCAUCAAAUCUGACAACAUCAAGCACAUUGAAAAUGUGCAACAUGAGCUCCAAAAAUCAGAGUUGUGCAUUCAAGAUCUAGAAGAAGGACUUGAAAGCCUCUUCAGGCGUUUGAUCAAAUCUAGAGUCACUGUUCUCAACGUCCUCAACUGUUAA